This is a messenger RNA of Abrus precatorius (Indian licorice), 699 nucleotides long. Its product is annotated as remorin-like. The record is from RefSeq and is a predicted model, not a curated record. The transcript has 5 exons. The coding region runs from base 66 to 653 and encodes 195 amino acids. NCBI's taxonomy places the organism in Eukaryota, Viridiplantae, Streptophyta, Magnoliopsida, Fabales, Fabaceae.
CCAAUUCAUCCUUGCCAUAACCGAAGCUUUGCUGUUGCCGCCAACAACUUUCUAUUGUGGUCUCCAUGGGAGAAGAGAGCUCAAACCAAAACCAAACCGAGCCACAACUACCCUCUGUUCCCGAAACAGAGCAAUCCCCUGUUCAGGAAAACCAAUCGGAGACACCCGACCCUCCAAACGCUGUUGUCAACCCUGACCCUAAUGAGAAGACCACUUCUUCAGUUGAUCAACAGGUUGCAGAUCAUGCCGAUAAAACGGAUACGGGGGAUUCAGUUGACAAAGAUGCUAUGCUUGCAAGAGUUGUAGCUGAGAAAAGAUUGGCUUUAAUUAAAGCGUGGGAAGAAAGUGAAAAAACGAAAGCAGAGAACAGGGCAUACAAGAAAAACUCUGCUGUUGGAUUGUGGGAGGAUAGCAGAAAAGCAUCAGUAGAAGCACAACUCAAGAAAAUUGAGGAAAGCAUGGAAAGAAAGAAGGCUGAGUAUGUUGAAAAAAUGAGGAAUAAAAUUGCUGAAAUCCACCGGUCAGCAGAAGAGAAAAGGGCGUUUGUUGAAGCUCAAAAAAGGGAAGAAUUCCUCGAUCUAGAAGAGACAGCUGCAAAGUAUCGUAACCGUGGAAAUAUGCCAAGGAAAUUCUUUCCAUGCUUUAGUGGCUAAAUUUUUCAGCUGAAUGCCAGGGACCAAAGCAAAUUCUCGCUGGAUU